Messenger RNA from Saccharomycodes ludwigii, 474 nucleotides. RefSeq names its product mRNA splicing protein SMD1 (gene SMD1). The transcript has a single exon. The record is from RefSeq and is a predicted model, not a curated record. Gene Ontology annotation, cellular component: commitment complex; catalytic step 2 spliceosome; U1 snRNP. Gene Ontology annotation, molecular function: RNA binding. Gene Ontology annotation, biological process: spliceosomal snRNP assembly; RNA processing. Bases 1 to 474 code for a protein of 157 amino acids. NCBI's taxonomy places the organism in Eukaryota, Fungi, Ascomycota, Saccharomycetes, Saccharomycodales, Saccharomycodaceae.
AUGAAACUAGUAAAAUUUCUAACCAAUUUGAAAAAUGAACAAGUUAGUGUCGAAUUGAAAAAUGGUACAACAGUUUGGGGCACAGUACAAAAUGUUUCACCUUCUAUGAACUUAAUAUUAACAGAAGUAACACUAAGUCUACCUGUUUCUAACAAGAAUCAGAACCAUAACUAUUCAGCCAUAAGCAGUGUGUAUAUGAAUGGCGAAUUAGAUGCUCAAAAUAAAUCAUCAAGUAAAUUGCAGUACAUUAACAUACGUGGUAAUACAAUCAGACAAAUAAUAUUGCCUGACUCAUUAAAUUUGGAUAACCUAUUGAUAGAAGAUCAAAAUGAAUACAAUAAACUAAGAAAAAGGGGCAAAAUAAUUAACAGCAGUAAUAAAAAAAGAAGAAGAAAAUUAGGUGUAACUUCUACAAAUAGCAACAAUGAUUCUUCCAGUACUGAUGGAAAUAGCAACAAAAGAAUAAAAAAAUAA